Molecule: messenger RNA, 1650 nt
Organism: Epithele typhae
Lineage: Eukaryota; Fungi; Basidiomycota; Agaricomycetes; Polyporales; Epitheliaceae
Product: GTP-binding protein lepa
Exons: 18
Coding region: 1-1650 (549 amino acids)
Biological process (GO): positive regulation of translation
Cellular component (GO): mitochondrion
Molecular function (GO): GTPase activity; GTP binding; mitochondrial ribosome binding
Source: RefSeq, a predicted model, not a curated record
AUGGAGAACUUCCCAUGUGAAGUCAUUAGGAACUUUUCAAUCAUCGCGCAUAUAGACCACGGGAAGUCCACUCUGGCGGAUCGGUCAUUGACGGGGACUAUCGCGAAGAAAGAAAAGGGAAGAAAUAUGCAGGUUCUGGACAAGCUCAAGGUUGAGCGGGAGCGUGGCAUCACAGCGUGCGGGCACGUUGACUUUGCGUGGGAGGUCGCGCGGUCACUUGCGGCGUGCCAGGGUGCCCUCCUCCUAGUGGAUGCCUCGCAGGGUGUGCAGGCGCAAUCAAUAUCUGUCUUUCACAUUGCGAAGGAGAAGGGCCUUACAAUUAUACCCGUGCUGAACAAGAUUGAUCUGCCUGCGGCGCAGCCUGAGCAAGUCGCGGCACAGAUGCAGGCACAUUUGGCAUUAAUCCCGCCGAUGUCAUUCCCAUCUCUGCGAAGACCGGCAUUGGUAUCGAGAAGGUUUUGGAAGCAAUCAUCACGCGCAUUCCUCCUCCCGGGGGACCCUGCUGCACUGUUGAAGACGUUUCUCUUCGACUCUUCGUAUGACCCAUACCGUGGUGUCAUCUCCUUGAUGAGCGUGCAGGGUGGUGUCCUUCGGGACAAGAUAGCCUCCACCCAUACCCACAAAAGAUACGAAGUGACAGAACUGGGAAUCAUGCAUCCUGAAGAGGUCCCUACGGAGAGCCUGCGUCCCGGUCAGGUUGGAUUCGUUGCUUGUGCUAUGAAAGAGUCAACCGAAGCCCACAUCGGAGACACGUUCCACCGCAUGGGCCACCCUGUGGAUCCCAUGCCUGGUUUCAGGCCGGCAAAGGCUAUGGUAUAUGCAGGAAUCUAUCCCGUGGACAACAAUGACUUUCUCAAGCUCGAAGAAUCGAUUCGAAGGCUCAGUCUCACAGACCGCAGUGUAGAAGUCAUGCGAGAGACCUCGAGCGCAUUGGGCCAGGGCUGUCGGCUUGGCUUCCUGGGUACAUUGCACAUGGAUGUGUUCCGACAGAGGCUCGAAGAUGAAUACGACGCCAGCGUCAUCAUCACCGCGCCGACGGUACCGUACCAGGUCGUUCACAGGGAUGGAAGCACAUCUUUCGUGAGCAACCCCACGGAUUUCCCAGACACCGCCGACUAUGCCGCCGGGGGCCGCGUAAAGGAAGUCCUUGAACCGAUUGUGAAGGCCUCGAUUAUCGUCCCAGAAGAACACUUCAGCGCCAUGAUGGACCUCUGCUACGAGCACCGUGGAACAAAUCUCGACUGGCAGCCAAUGGACGUUAGCGGCACCUACGAGGACGCCGGGUACGAAAAGAGCGACUUGCGCAAGAUAACAUUUCUGCUCAACUCGCGCCCCGUGGAUGCCCUUGCGCUCAUCGUGCACGAGAGCCGCGUCCAGGAGGCAGGUCGCCAUUGGGUCGAGAAGCUAUUCAAAAUUAUUCCGCGACAGCUAUUUGAGGUGCCGAUCCAGGCCGCAGUUGGAAAGACCAUCAUCGCGCGCCGGACGCUCUCUGCCCUGCGCGCGGAUGUCACCGCGGGCCUCUACGGCGGGCACUAUGAGCGCAAGCUCAAGCACCUCAACAACCAGAAGGACUCGAAGCGCAAGAUGAAGCGCGUCGGCAAGGUCGACCUUCCACAGGAGGCGUUCUUCGAGCUGCUGAGCAGCAAGUGA